Beta vulgaris subsp. vulgaris (sugar beet) is the source of this 927-nucleotide messenger RNA. RefSeq lists its product as uncharacterized. NCBI's taxonomy places the organism in Eukaryota, Viridiplantae, Streptophyta, Magnoliopsida, Caryophyllales, Amaranthaceae. The transcript has 5 exons. The record is from RefSeq and is a predicted model, not a curated record. Bases 1 to 927 code for a protein of 308 amino acids.
AUGCAGGUGGAAAACGAUUUAACUGAAGCAGAACUUCAACGUGCACACCUAUAUGUGUUAGCAAAUACAGGCAUCUUACAAGAAUUUGAAAAGGGUUUCGAGGACCACAUUCUUCAAAUUCGACCUACUCUACGUGCAGAAGAUGUGUGGGUGCAACAUGAAGCAGAAUACCUUGAUUGGUUUAGAUCGAAAGUUAUUCAAGACAAACCAAAUGAUGAUGUAUUGUUUGCUUUAGCAAUGGGUCCUUCGACAUUAGUUCGCACUUGGAAUGGAUACUAUGUUAAUGGAUACAAUUUCCAAACACAAGGAUCAAGCAAACACAAGUCCACCAUGAAUUAUGGAGUGUGUGUGUCUAAUGACGGAGGGAGUGAUUUCUUUGGGAUUCUAGAUGAUGUUAUAGAAUUGAAGUUUACUGGUGCACUUAGGCAAUAUAACACUAUUUUAUUCAAGUGCAAUUGGAUGGACAAUGUCAGGGGAAUGAACAUCGAUCAAUACAAGCUAGUUGAAGUCAACCAUACCAAGAAAUACCCCAAGUUUGAUCCCUUUGUGCUAUCAUACCAGGUUAGCCAAGUAUACUUCGCACCGUACCCAAGCUUGAAAAGAGAUCGUGCUCAAUGGUGGGCUGUGUUUAGGACAAAGGCAAGGUCUGUGAUUGAUGCUCCUGUUGACUUCGACUUCCUUCAGGAACAAGUGUUGGGACUCCAACUCUUUCUGAUCCAAGUGAUAUUCCCGAUUAUGAAGAGGGAGCUUUUUGAGUCACCAGGAGCUCCAGAAAGCCCGAACCUUGGCUCUGAGACCAACGAGAUGAUUCAGAGGCACGUGACAUUGGUGACCGCGUACCGGAGACGCCGAGCAGCCAGAGGGAGAAGGCUGAAGGGUCACACCGUGCAUCAAAAGGGUUUUGAGCCCUACUGGAUUGUGGUUUGA